AUGAUUUUUGUGGAAGACGCACUGGGAAUACCGAAUAUGGAAGAUGUUUUGUUCAUGGAUUCCGAGAUUGAGAAUGUGGAGGACAAUGUCAAUGUCGUGGAAGACGAAAUGGUAGAAGGUGAUUUGACUGUGCUGGAGGUUGGUAUGCAGUUUAAUGAUGAAAAAGAAGUAUACGAUUUUUAUGCAAGAUAUGCCUAUACCGUGGGUUUUCUAGUUAGGAAGAGGAGUUCUAUGAGAGAUGAUGAUAGUGUUUUAAGAUAUGUCACAUUGACGUCUAGUAGGGAGGAACGAAGAACUGGUAAUACAAACACUUCUUUGAAGCCACAACCAACAAUUCAAACGGGUUGCAAAGUUAGGAUCUCUGCAUCUUUAGAUAUCUAUGAUUAUUGGAAAAUUAACACAGUCGAUCUUGACCACAAUCAUAAGACGAGUCCUACUAAGUACAGAUUAUAUAGAUGUAAUCGAGAAAUGACGGCACACAUGAAACGAAAGCUCGAAGUGAAUGACAUAGCAGGAAUACCAUUGCAUAAAAGUUUUAACUCCGCAGUUGUUAAGGCUGGUGGCUACAAGAAUAUGACUUGUAUUGAAAAAUAUUGUCGAAACUAUAUCAAAAAGGAGAGACGACUAAGCCUUGGUGAGGGUAACGCAGCUGCAUAUAAAGAGUUUAGGGAUGUUGUAACAUUUGAUACAACCUACCUCACUAAUAAAUACAAUAUGCCCUUUGCCCUUUUUGUUAGCGUGAAUCAUCACAGGAUGUUGGGUGUCAUGUUUCUUAAAAACAACUUUUUGGGCGGUAGUCAACAACGUUGA
Olea europaea var. sylvestris is the source of this 810-nucleotide messenger RNA. RefSeq names its product protein FAR1-RELATED SEQUENCE 5-like. The transcript has 4 exons. NCBI's taxonomy places the organism in Eukaryota, Viridiplantae, Streptophyta, Magnoliopsida, Lamiales, Oleaceae. The record is from RefSeq and is a predicted model, not a curated record. The coding region runs from base 1 to 810 and encodes 269 amino acids.